CCCCCACUUUCAUCGCCCAUUCCGCCUUCUCUGCCUCCUGCGUCUUUGGCGUCUCUAUCAUGACUGUUCCUAAGCGCCCGUCUCGGGGCGGCGCCGGGGGCCCGGCUCCCCGUCGGAGCCAUCCCACAUCCAGUCUCAGUCUCGAUCGCUUUGCCAAGUUCGGCCAGUCGUCCUACCGCCGCGACCAUGAGUCUACUGAUGCGCACAAGUUCCGCCAGCGCCGCGUGUACGCCAGGGAGAUCAAGUCCGCCGAGACGGAGAACUGGUUCGAGUCGGCCGUGUUCGAUAGUGCCACCUCCCAUGUGGAAGCUCCCCAAAAGACCAGUGCCGAGGAGGGUGAUGCUCUGCGCAAGAAGAAGAAGAAGAACCAGAAGCUGUCGCGCUUCCACAAGGACAUUGCGAUUGCUGAGACCAAGAAGCAAGAGGUUGCGGAGCAGCGCGAGCGCGAGCUAACUGAGCGCGAGGAGCGCCGGGCCGCUCGCAGUGAGAAGAUCCGCGAGCGUGAGCGCGCACGCAGCAUUCAUGCCAAGAAAACCCGCGGCGGCCAGCCGAAGCUCAGCAAUCAGAUCGGUCUGCUGCUGGAGAAGAUUCAGCGCGACACUCCCCCCAAAAAGUAGAAUGCGUGUGUGCUUUAUGCGGCAUCACGAAGAGUUGACCCGUGUGCCUGUUGCCCCCCCUCGCCCCCCCCCCCC
Fonticula alba is the source of this 692-nucleotide messenger RNA. RefSeq lists its product as hypothetical. Lineage: Eukaryota; Rotosphaerida; Fonticulaceae. The transcript has 3 exons. The record is from RefSeq and is a predicted model, not a curated record. The coding region runs from base 60 to 617 and encodes 185 amino acids.